Messenger RNA from Fulmarus glacialis (Northern fulmar), 2057 nucleotides. It is a transcript of the gene ABCD2, whose product is annotated as ATP-binding cassette, sub-family D (ALD), member 2. The transcript has 10 exons. Gene Ontology annotation, biological process: fatty acid beta-oxidation; long-chain fatty acid import into peroxisome; very long-chain fatty acid catabolic process. Gene Ontology annotation, molecular function: long-chain fatty acid transmembrane transporter activity; ATP hydrolysis activity; ATP binding. Gene Ontology annotation, cellular component: peroxisomal membrane. Lineage: Eukaryota; Metazoa; Chordata; Aves; Procellariiformes; Procellariidae. The annotation marks the transcript as partial. The record is from RefSeq and is a predicted model, not a curated record.
GCCGAAGGGGGCCGGGAGGCGCCGCACCACGGCGGCAGCCAGGGCAGAGCCUCCCCGGCGGUGAACGCGGAAUUUUUCAAGCAGCUGCUGGAACUUCGCAAGCUGUUCUUCCCAAAGCUGGUGAGCGCCGAGCUGGGCUUGCUCUGCCUCCACUCGGUCGCUCUGGUUUCCAGGACCUUCCUCUCCAUCUAUGUGGCCGCCCUCGAUGGGAAGAUUGUGAAAAGCAUCGUGGAAAAAAAGCCCAGGAGCUUUGUCUUCAAAUUAAUCAAAUGGCUGAUGAUUGCAAUCCCGGCCACUUUCGUGAACAGCACUAUACGGUACCUGGAGUGCAAGCUGGCCCUCGCCUUCCGCACGCGCCUGGUGGAUCACGCCUAUGAGACCUACUUUGCCAACCAGACUUACUACAGAGUGAUCAGCAUGGAUGGGCGGCUGGCCAACCCUGACCAGUCCCUCACCGAGGACAUCAUGAUGUUCUCACAGUCCGUGGCACAUCUCUACUCCAACCUCACCAAGCCCAUCCUGGAUGUUGUGCUCACCUCCUACACCCUCAUCCGCACAGCGCGGUCACGGGGGGCUAACCCCAUGGGGCCCACGCUCCUGGCUGGGCUUGUCGUCUACGCUACAGCCCGCGUGCUCAAAGCCUGCUCUCCCAAGUUUGGCAAGCUGGUGGCCGAGGAGGCGCAGAAGAAAGGCUAUCUGCGCUUCAUGCAUUCACGCAUCAUUGCCAACGUGGAAGAGAUCGCCUUUUACCGAGGGCACAAGGUGGAAAUGAAACAACUGCAAAAAAGCUACAAGGCUUUGGCAGAUCAAAUGAGUCUCAUUUUGUCCAAACGUUUAUGGUACAUCAUGAUAGAGCAGUUCCUGAUGAAGUAUGUCUGGAGUAGCUGUGGUAUGAUUAUGGUGGCUGUGCCCAUCAUCACCGCAACAGGAUUUGCAGAUGGCGAAUUGGAUGAUGGCGAGAAACAGGCAAUGGUUAGUGAAAGAACAGAAGCUUUUACUACAUCACGAAACUUGCUGAUCUCUGGAGCAGAUGCUAUUGAAAGGAUUAUGUCUUCAUACAAAGAGGUUACUGAGCUAGCAGGCUACACCACCCGUGUCUACAACAUGUUUUCAGUCUUUGAUGAGGUGAAGAGAGGCAUCUACAAAAGAACUGCUGUUGUUCAAGGGUCUGAAAACAACAGCAAGAAUGAAGAUAAAGCAGAAUUACACAUCGAUGGGCCCUUAGAAAUCAAAGGGGAAGUUAUUGAUGUGGAUCAUGGAAUUAUUUGUGAAAAUGUUCCUAUUAUUACUCCAAAUGGCGAUGUGGUGGUUUCCAGACUAAACUUCAAAGUCCAGGAGGGGAUGAAUCUUUUAAUCACUGGACCCAAUGGCUGUGGAAAGAGUUCGCUUUUCAGAAUUUUAAGUGGUUUGUGGCCUGUGUAUGGAGGAGUUCUCUACAAACCCCCUCCACAGCACAUGUUUUAUAUACCACAAAGGCCCUACAUGUCCAUUGGAACGCUGCGUGAUCAAGUCAUCUAUCCAGACUCAGUGGAUGACAUGCAUGAGAAAGGCUACCAAGAUCAAGAUCUGGAGUGUAUCCUGCAUAUGGUUCACCUGUACCACAUAGUUCAAAGAGAAGGAGGCUGGGAUGCUAUCAUGGAUUGGAAAGAUGUCUUAUCAGGAGGAGAAAAACAAAGGAUGGGCAUGGCUCGGAUGUUUUACCAUAAGCCGAAAUAUGCAUUGCUGGAUGAAUGCACGAGUGCUGUAAGCAUUGAUGUUGAAGGAAAGAUAUUCCAAGCUGCAAAAGCUGCUGGGAUAUCCCUGCUUUCUAUAACACACAGACCUUCUCUUUGGAAGUACCACACUCACUUGCUGCAGUUUGACGGACAAGGCGGCUGGCGUUUCGAGCAGUUGGACACCGCUAUCCGUUUAUCACUGAGUGAGGAAAAACAGAGACUGGAAUCCCAACUUGCAGGAAUUCCUAAAAUGCAGCAGAGACUGAAUGAACUGUGUAAAAUCUUGGGAGAAGACUCAGUGCUUAAAACAAUGGACAAAGAGGAAUAAAUAAUUUAUGUUUU